Guyanagaster necrorhizus is the source of this 471-nucleotide messenger RNA. RefSeq lists its product as uncharacterized. Bases 1 to 471 code for a protein of 156 amino acids. The transcript has 2 exons. NCBI's taxonomy places the organism in Eukaryota, Fungi, Basidiomycota, Agaricomycetes, Agaricales, Physalacriaceae. The record is from RefSeq and is a predicted model, not a curated record.
AUGAAGUGGCGGUUGGCGCAGAGUGUGCUCCCCCAAUUUCGGGACCGUAUACGUGAUGUGAUCGAGGACGAACUGGAUGGCUGUGCAGCGGGACCAUUCGUUCUGGCCCACAUGGACUUCAAUCCAUGGAACAUGAUAAUAGCGCCCGACGGUCCUAAUGCAGGGCGCAUCCUCGCUAUCAUUGAUUGGGAGAUGGCUAUGACUGUGCCGCUCUGGACGCUUGUCUGCCAUCCUUUGUGGUUCGAGAGCAAGGGCUGCCAGCGAAAGCGAGACCCACAGGAAACACGCUUGUUCAAGGACACGUACGUCCGCGAGCUGCAGAGGUACACCACGGAAUCUUUGGUCCUUCGCGUCGUCCAAAAUCCGAGAUUAGAGCUGAAAAGGCGGUUCGCUGAGAUGGCUGUCGCGUCCUGGGACAAGGCCGAAUGUAUAAAGGCAUGGAUGGAUAAGCAUCCGAAGCAGGAGCGAUAA